This is a messenger RNA of Abrus precatorius (Indian licorice), 1395 nucleotides long. Its product is annotated as F-box protein At1g80960-like. The record is from RefSeq and is a predicted model, not a curated record. The transcript has 3 exons. Lineage: Eukaryota; Viridiplantae; Streptophyta; Magnoliopsida; Fabales; Fabaceae. Gene Ontology annotation, molecular function: protein binding. The coding region runs from base 1 to 1395 and encodes 464 amino acids.
AUGACAAAGAGAGGGAGAAAGAACACUAAGAUAUUCAAUGAUUACAAAGAGGAGCCACGGGAUUCCUUGAAUCGUCUUCCUAAUGAGGUUUUGAUAAUCGUUCUCUCUAUUCUUCCAAUUGAUGAUGCUGUAAGAAGCAGCGUCCUUUCGAAGAGAUGGAGGUCUUUGUGGAAGCAUGUUUCGCACUUUGAUCUUGAUGUGGAGCAUAUGCUACAACCCCUUACAAUGCUUAGCAUUCCACCGCAUGCUCUUUCAAAUUUCAUUGUGAAUUUGAACGCCGGAAGAGGACUUCUAAAGUAUAGUGGGGUGUUCUUAUCAAUCAUUGGACGGCACCUUGGUAAUUUGACCAGUUGUCGCAUCCAACACUUUCCUGAUAUGGAAUUGACAAGAUGGUUAGAGUUUCUGUCUGAGAAAAAGAGAGGGUUAAAAGAUUUGAUUAUUUCUUGCGAGCCAAUUUUUGUGAUUUUGAAACAAACUUUUCCAUUACAUGUUUUGCCUUUAUUUUCCUCUCUUAGGUCACUUGAGUUGAGAUGUUACUCUCUUGAAAGUCCACCAACAUUUGAAGUUUGCAAUGAUUUGAAAACCUUGAAACUAAAUGACAUACAUAUGAGGGAAGGAGCUCUUAAUGCAAUUUUGAAAAGUUGCGCGUCUUUGGAAAAUCUGACUAUUUUAAACUCAUUUGGUUUCAGAAAAAUCGAGAUUCAAAAUCCAAAUCUUAAAUUUUUGGAGCUCAAUCUUUUGCGUCUGCAUCGUAUAGAAAUUUUUACCAUGAGUCUUGAAGUUUUAACAUUAAUUUCUAUUGCUUGUCUUGCAAAGAAUCUGGCAAUUGUGGCACCAAAUCUUAAGGUGCUCCAUUGUCACGACAAUCGACAAAAUCCAAUAUCAAAUGUACUGAAUACACAAGAGCUUUUGGAGCACCAUAGUGGUUUUUGGGAUUUCACAAAGGGCAGCGUCUUCCAAAAUCUUUCAUCGUUAUCAGUUGAUCUGGAUUUGAACAAUGUAAGAGAGUGCCUUAUACUUUCACACAUUUUGAGAUCAAGUGCUGACCUACAAACUCUCAAAAUUUAUAUCCCAGUUAACCCAAUUGAGGAAGAACGCAUAAUUCCUAGGUCUUUUGCUGGUUCUUCACAUUAUUCUCAUUUAAGCUUUUGGGGAGGAAGGGCAAGUUGCAAUAGUGUUCGUCACAAAUUAAAGUUUGUAUACAUAGAGGGAUUCUCUGGCAUGGAAUUAGAAGUAGAUUUUAUCAAGCACUUUAUCACAAGAUCCACCAACAUGAAAAUAAUUACCAUUGUCUACAAUAUCUCAAGGGAAGAUGUGUUUUAUGAGUUGCUAUCAUUGCCAUGUGCUUCAUCUAACCUCACUAUCAAGUUGAAGGCCGCAGAAGAAAUCCUUUAA